Synchiropus splendidus (mandarinfish) is the source of this 465-nucleotide messenger RNA. Its product is annotated as zinc finger matrin-type protein 3-like. Lineage: Eukaryota; Metazoa; Chordata; Actinopteri; Syngnathiformes; Callionymidae. The transcript has 3 exons. Gene Ontology annotation, molecular function: nucleic acid binding; zinc ion binding. Bases 1 to 465 code for a protein of 154 amino acids. The record is from RefSeq and is a predicted model, not a curated record.
AUGGCUUUGGACCGGCGUCUUCGUCUGGUUCCAGAGGCAGGUUCUGCAGGUCAUGAUUCCAAGGGGGUCUUGAGUAGGGGGGAGCCAUGUUUGGGAGAUCUGUGUGGACCUCUGGACUGUCGACUAUGUGACGUCACGCUCAACUCGCUCCAGCAGGGACACGCUCACUACCAGUCUCAGGUGAUGCCUGCCACUGAGGCAGACUAUGGCCAACUCUCAUCCAGCUCACCAGAAGUAGCCCCAACUCACUACAAUAGGAUGGACCACAGAGCGUACCACACCCACCGACGAAGGAUCCCCCGGGAUUUGACCAUGUGCGUGACCCCGAGCGGCCACUUCUACUGCUCCCUGUGCAACUGUGGAGCAGAGCAGGAGUCGGACUUUCGUCGUCAUUUAAGCAGCAAAGCACACAGGUCGAGAGCAUCCGAGUCUCUGUAUCGCACCGAGAAUUUGGGCCACAGCUGA